AUGUUUCUCUCCUUUGUUUUAGAUCGGAUACUGGAGCGCGACGCAGGUUUCGUAUCAGGUGGAGAAGAUGACGACUCUUGCUCUGGUCCCGCACAUUCCGACGACUCCGGCGUCAGACUCGUCGAGGCAGACUCGCGACUCAAAAGAGAAUGCACGCCGACUCGUCUCGGGCCUCCAAAGAAACGCAUACGUCUGGACUCCAGGGAAGACCUAGCGAGCCCCGAGCGCGAUACACCCACUAGUCCGUUCAGACCCUGGUCGUACGCUGAAGAACCGCAACAGGAACCUUUAUCGUUAGUCAAGAAAACGAGUGAAACUAGUCUUUUAAGGCAGAGGCGGCGGCCGUUGGAUCCUCCCCCGCCGCCCGUUCCUACCCUGGUGCUGGAGACGAGGCUUGGCCCUCCUCGAGUACCGCCUCACCCCGGAGUCGUUGAGUCUUUCGCUGAGAAAUCGAAGCCAAGAGAACAGCGGAAUUAUAAAAAUAUGACGAGAGAAAGGCGAAUAGAAGCAAACGCCAGGGAAAGGACGCGAGUUCACACUAUAAGCGCGGCCUUCGACACGCUCCGGAAGUCCAUACCCUCAUACAGUCACAAUCAGAAACUGUCGAAGCUGUCCGUACUUCGGAUAGCGUGCGCGUACAUUGCAGCGCUUUCGGCGGCAAUCGAACCGGAGGCGGACCUCACGGAAGCGGUGGAUAAGGUCACGCAAACAAUACACACCGAAGGCAAAUUAAGAAAAAAGAAAGACGAGCCGUGAACAUACAAUAAUUAAUACGACAUCGUCGUACAUACCGUCCUAAAAGCCUACGCGAUUUUGAGUACAAAGGUGACAAUAAUAUUGGAUAUAAAAGAUUUAUUUAUUCGAAAAUCGGUAGGUUAAGAUCGGUACAUUUUAAUUUAUCGGUAAUCGAAUCGUUUGUCGUACGGUAUUUAUUCAACAGUUGUUCCUUAAUCAAAUGUGAAUUCGGGUUGGUGUGUAAUUCCUAGCAAGGAUGAUAUCUAUGCCUGUGUUAACCAUUCCCCAAAUCCAGUAUUAAGAUGAAAAGAAAUAUAACACGAAGAUAAUAUAAUAAAUUGUGUAUUUUGGCUUUAAUACAUUACUUUAUAUUUAUUAUUACAAAUCAAGUCAGUAAUUUUAAGCGAGAAUUGUAUAUUUUAUUUAGAUUAAGUUGUGUAUUCUUUGUAAAUAUUAGCGUUUAUGGUGUACAGUAAACACUGUUGAUAUGGAGUACUUGCGAUUAUAAUAUAAAAUGCGUUUACAUUAAAUCGGUUUUUUAAACACAAAAUAAUUCGUCUAUCUGUUAUUUAACUUGUUUUAUAAAGGUAAUACAUUUAGUACCUGUUUUCAAUGAAAAAUACACCAUAACAAAGAUAGAUAUUGUAUCCUUUGAUUUGAGCAUCGGAAUUUUAAUGUCUUAUAAAUAUAAGUCCCGCAGCUGUCAUUAAAAAUUCAAAUAAAUAUAUAAUAAUUUGAAUAAAUAUGUAAAAUAUUGAAUGAGAAUUUUUAUGAGAUUUGUUUAAAGUAGAUUUUAAUAAAUCAUAAAAAUAUGCAAAAUGUAUCAAUCAGAACGCACAUAAAGUGUCAAAGAUCAAAAUUAACUGUGUCAGCAACAUUCCACUACUUCUGUUACUGUAAACAAUUUGUAAAAUUGUUACUGAAAGUUAAACGUAUUUUACUUUUGUCAAAAACAACUGGAUAAAUUAAUUUCUAUUCAAACAGAAACAAAAAAUAAAACACAACAUGAAAAUA
Melitaea cinxia (Glanville fritillary) is the source of this 1749-nucleotide messenger RNA. It is a transcript of the gene net, whose product is annotated as protein atonal homolog 8. Lineage: Eukaryota; Metazoa; Arthropoda; Insecta; Lepidoptera; Nymphalidae. The transcript has a single exon. The coding region runs from base 1 to 756 and encodes 251 amino acids. The record is from RefSeq and is a predicted model, not a curated record. Gene Ontology annotation, molecular function: protein dimerization activity; DNA-binding transcription factor activity.